Messenger RNA from Dunckerocampus dactyliophorus (ringed pipefish), 3483 nucleotides. RefSeq names its product F-box protein 30b (gene fbxo30b). Lineage: Eukaryota; Metazoa; Chordata; Actinopteri; Syngnathiformes; Syngnathidae. Bases 963 to 3014 code for a protein of 683 amino acids. The transcript is spliced from 2 exons. The record is from RefSeq and is a predicted model, not a curated record. Gene Ontology annotation, molecular function: ubiquitin protein ligase activity; zinc ion binding; protein binding.
UAUAAUCAGCGUCUGUCACCAAUGUCAGCUAUCGGUAACGUGCGAAAUUGCAUUUUUGGCUGAACGAAAAGACAAAUAUCCACUCUUCUAGCGUGUUUUUUGGCUAACAAGUUACGGUAACUGGUGUAACUUUGUCGGUCACGUGACCCCCCUCGGUUUGGCGAGAAGGAACUGUAGCCUCAGUUACUUAACAUUCACUAUUCGCCUGCAGAGCCACCGUUAGAUUCAUUACAUGUGUCUACUACACACAUGUCGCUGAACGGCGAACGGUGAGAGGAUCCCUGCUUUGUAAACGCAACGUUUUAAUGCUAACUUUAGCAUGACGGCACACGUAAACUUCCGACAAUGCUAAUUGUUGUUAGCCAGGGUUAGCUACAGGGCUGAGUAGUAAUGACUCUAGCUAACGUUACAAACUGAAAACAUGACACCGUGUCCCAUUUUGCAAUGGGUUCUCAGAACUAAACAAAUAACAAAGUCGUCCUGUGCAAAAGUACUGUUUGCUGUACGAAGCCCAACAAACUGCCGCACCUUAUGGCUAUAAAUCAUCAAAAGUUGAGCGUUGACAUCAUUGUAUUACUUUGUGUGUGGAGUAGCAUUAUUACCCUUGCAGUUUGCAGCAUUGUAGACAAACAUGUCAUGCUUGGACCUGCUUUCAUAAAAAAAAAAAAAAAAAAAAAAAAAAAAAAUGCUGAGUCAAAAGUCAAAUGAUAGUCGCCAUUACCACAGCCAAAUACAAAUUGAAUAUGAAACUGUGGAGCGAGUGCCGCUGGCGGUAAGCAGGCUGCAGCUAAUGGUAAACAGGAACACCACAUUCUUUUAAAACUAAAAAUUAAAUUAUAUUGUAAAUGUAUACACAUGAAAUCAUUAUGUAUAAUGAUGUUCUUAGUAAGUUUGGGUCGUAUUAUUGUGUUAUGUUGACAAAUGCGUUUUGUUCUUGUAUUUGGCAGUAAAGAACUGUGAAGAUGGAUGAGGACCAUGCUCACUGUAUGAGCUGUGUUAACCAGAGAUGCAUGGUCAGACCUCAGCCGGGCAUCUCUUGUGAUCUGAUCACCUGCCCUCUGGUGUGCGGGGCCGUCUUUCACUCCUGCAAAGCCGAGGAGCACCACCUCCUGUGCCCCCUUUUGAGGGUCCCCUGCCUGAACAGUGCCUAUGGCUGCCCUGCUGCUCUGGUUCGCCAACAAAUGUAUGCACACCUAGAAGUGUGUCCUGCCGGGGUGGUGUGCUGCACCAUGGAGUGGAACAGGUGGCCCGUCAGCUGCAUGGACUACUCCUCGUACGAGAGCUUGAGUCGCGGCGUAGAGGAGGUUGAGCAGCUGGACAUGGCGCUCGCUCUCCAGGACCAGCGGACUCUCCUAGAGUCCCUCAAGUUGAGUGCUGUCGCGCCCACUGUUGAGAGGGGGUCACUGAGCCCGGCGAGUAAGGUUGCCAAGGUAACGGAGCCGACUGUCCCAGAGGCUUUCGUCGAGUUCCCGUCACAGUCUUCAUCCUCGCACCAGACAACAGCGGGCUCUGCGAGGGAGAGGAUAGCCAAUGGAAUUAAUGGACUGAACGAGCAGCACUUCACCAAACUGUAUGCGGCCACUCUGGAGACGGCAAAGAGCUUAGCCACCGCUUUGGAGUUGGUCGGCAAUGCGAGCGAUCCUGAUAGCGGCACGGAAGGCAUGAGAGCAGAGGCCGCUCUCCAGACGAGUAGACUGGGCCGCCUUGUGCAACGUGGCCUGAGCGCAAAUGGGUCUCAAGAAGAACCCGAUCCAAGUAGUUCGAUAACUAAUGACUGCCUAGAGAUCGUUGCCGCUCAGGAUCAAAUAGUGCCUCCUGUGCACAUCGGCAAGGGUGUGGCACAGAGAGCUGGGCAUGUGGUGCUCCAAGAAAGGGGGCUGGUCCGACAAAACCACAAGCCUGAGUGGAUGUUGCACAGCUGUCACAGUUUUAGGGCCCAAGACAAGUCUCUGUGCCGAUCACAAACCAAGAUGGAGGACAAAACUGUGGACACCUCUGAUCUGGAGCAGGGUGACGACCCUAUGGGAAUCGGAGAAAUCGAUCUCAUCACGGCAGCGCUCAUCUUCUGCCUGGAAGAGUCCAGAGAAUGUAGGAGGAUCUCGGAUACGAUCCGCGUCGAGGGCGGACGCAUCAACUUCGGAACGCAGACCUUCUCUUUCCCGGCAGCUGUCCUGGUGACCAACACGAGGGUCGGCGACAUGGCCUCCGCAUCUGCCUGCGACCAUGCGGCCCCCCAGCUCUCCUAUCCCAGCCCCUUCCGCACCCUCCGCCUCGGCCUCGUCCUGGAAGCCCAGGAGGUCGAGGCGGUCCCGCAUAACUACUACCUCCAGAGUAACGGCCGCUACCAGCACAUGUUCCCCUUCGUCUGCGCUCAGCCUUUCCGCCGCGAUCAGUUCUCCUCGCAUUUCACGAACGUCCACGGUGACAUUCACGCUGGUCUCAACGGGUGGAUGGAGCACCGUUGCCCCCUGGCUUUUUACGGUUGCACCUUCUCCCAGCGGAGGUUUUACCCCUCUCGUCCAGAGGCCAAGGUGGUCCACGACAGGCACCUCAGGUCCUUUGGCGUCCAGCCAUGUCCUGGUUUGAAACCCUCGGGCGAUUCCCAGUCCGACCAGUUCAGUGGAUUACCCAAUGAGAUACUGUGGCACAUAGCCGGCUUCCUGGACAGCUUCAGUCUGUGCCAGCUGUCUUUGGUAUCGCGGACAAUGAGGGACGUGUGUGCCAGUCUCCUCCAGACCAGAGGUAUCGUGGAGCUGCAGUGGGAAAGGAGGCAGUGUUCCAGUGGACGCAGGACGGUAUCAUGGCAGAUUCAACACAAAGUGUGGAGGUUCAGCACCGCUUUCAGCCCGGUGCUGAAAUGGGGCUUCACCAACCUCCCCAGCAUGUCGGACCACCUGAAGAAGUGCCAGUACAACACGGCGGAGCACAGGACCGAGCCCGUGCCCCUUCCCGCCAUGUGUCCCGAGCAGGAGGGCUACUCCCUGCGUCGCACCCUGCGCCACGUCAGCACUUGACCACACCACGGGGGACCAGACUGAUCACAAGCCAUUCAUGGGAAAUUGUAUGAAAACGUCACCGCACCCGCAAUAUCAUCUCAGACGACAGAAAGUCGUGUUGUAAUACACUCCACAAGCAACGCAAGUCAGCUACAUCGAGUACGGUGAAGUUAAAAACUAUUUCUCAUAAGACACUGUUGCCUUAAUAUUGCUAACACCAGUUAUUACUCAGCAUCCACCAACUGUAAAUGCACAUUCAUCUACCACAUCACGCUUGAUUUAUUCAACCCUGCAAUGUUUACAUCAUGAAUUGUUUUAGUAGUCACGGAAUGUCACGCUUUUGUCCACCAUCUUGUCACUCGGCCUAGAAGCUGUUUUUAUGUUCAUGGUCUGUUGAAUUAAAGCAAAAAAAUAAAGUCAAAUAAAAUAAAUUGUGUGUUAUUGUUUAUGUUGUACGCAUAUGUAACAAAAAAAUCAAAGGGGGCCA